CUGCAAAAAAAUGUUCUUUCUUCAAUUAAUCAUGCUAUUUACAUGGCAGACUCUAACUUUUGUUGAUCCCGUGGCUGCCUUUGUUGGCCACGAUAUAGAUGAUUUAAUAGCAAAGUCCAAUAUUUACUACCAACAACCUGUGACUACGGCAGGAAGUGGUGAAAUUACCGUAAAUGAAUUGGAACAGCUGCCUUCGAAAACGGAUAUUAAAAUCAUUAUUCAUGGAUUUACAAGUAGUCGAUUUCAUUUCUCCGUCACACCGCUUCGAAAUGCAUAUCUCGCCAAAGGUAAAGACAAUGUUUUCUUAGCUGAUUGGUCCGAUGCUGCUGCUCUGGACUAUCCUACCUCACGCAAAGCUAUUGGACAGGUGGGGAAGUACCUCGGACAACUACUAAAGGGCUUUCUUGACAAACACGAGAUCUCCCCCACUGAUGUGCACAUCAUCGGCCACAGUUUAGGCGCACACAUCGCUGGGAAUGUGGGAGACUACUUUAAUGGCAGUUUGGGACGUGUUACAGGCUUGGACCCAGCACUACCACUUUUCACAGCACUCUCUAGUGACGGCUUGCACUCCAACGCCGCACAGUUCGUCGAUGUCAUACACACGGAUUUCCCCGUCUUUGGUGAUGCCACACCACGUGGCAACGUUGAUUUCUAUCCGAAUUUUGGCACGGCACCUCAACCCGGCUGUGGCGAUAAAGAUGUGCUGCUGAUAGCUAAACAAUUGAUAUUCGAACAAUAUAGUUGUAGUCACGAUCGCGCUGUAUUCCUAUACGCCGAAUCAAUUGGUCAACCACAAAACUUCCCGUCCAUCUCUUGCACUUUGAAUGCCAUAAAAAUGUUGAAUGUGAGUAAUUGCCACUGGAAGGUGAAGAGCAUCAGGAAUGAAGCGGUUUUGGGCGAAAUGGCUUUUAUGGGCGAAGAGGUGUCGAAAAGCGCCACCGGGUGUUAUUAUCUGCAAACAAAUGAUGCACCACCCUAUGGCAUGGGAGCUCAUGCAAAGUUUUGACGGCAGUUGGUUUGUGUCUUUGCUAGAGAAAAUAGUUUAGUUUAUAUGUGUGUGUGUAAGUACAGAAGGAACUCUUAAUUUUUUUUGGUUUCCAUUAUUAUUCAGAUGUCAUGCUCACGGCUUAUUGUUAAUUUUUGCAUUUCGGUGGCACCCUGUGGAUAGUUAGUAUACCACUACAGGGUCCACACAUUAUGUCAACUGUAAUUCAUCAUACGUAUGUGUACAAAUAAAUCCAA
This is a messenger RNA of Ceratitis capitata (Mediterranean fruit fly), 1245 nucleotides long. RefSeq names its product endothelial lipase. The coding region runs from base 11 to 1009 and encodes 332 amino acids. Gene Ontology annotation, molecular function: lipase activity. The transcript is spliced from 6 exons. NCBI's taxonomy places the organism in Eukaryota, Metazoa, Arthropoda, Insecta, Diptera, Tephritidae. Gene Ontology annotation, biological process: lipid metabolic process. The record is from RefSeq and is a predicted model, not a curated record.